AUGCCCGUCAUCUACGAAGGGCGUUCCGAGCGCGGCACCUACCGGGAGAUCAAGGUUCCCAAGGGCUCCAAGAGCGUCAGCGCCAUACUCUACUUCGCCGGGCGCGACCCUCGCAGAGUAAAAGCCAUCCGCAAGUAUAUCGACGAGGACGAAGACCAUCAAACAGUUCACUCCGGGUCAGACUCAAUAUUAUCAUGGAUGACCUCCAGUUCGGGAAGCAGUAAUAUUUGGCUUGUUGAGUCGAGGUAUCCGGAUUGGAUGUACGGUUCUGCCAGGGAUGAUGAGUCUGUGACAAGUUCGAGGUCGUCUCAUUCAUCGAGGAGCAGACGUCGGAGUUCGACAUCACCUUCCUCCUCAUCGGGAAAACAUUCACACAACCACUACCACCGCACCACGCCCGUACCACCCAUGCCUUACCCACCCGGCAUGUCUGGCAUCCGUCCCAUGCCAAUGCCAACAAGCACCUGGCCUCGCGGUGUCCCUACUGCUCACCCCCACAUGCAAACCACUACGGCAAUUCCCAUCCCAGAAGACUACGACGAAGACGAUGACGUCUCCUCUGAGUCAAGCGCCUCCAGUAUUGACGAUGACUAUCCUGCCCCCAACCCUGCCCCCAACGGUCCCACGGGUGGUUCAGUCCCGGGCUUUGUUGCGGUCCCUGGCCCUGCUCCAGGACAAGAGCAGGGUGUUGCAUCAGCUGCAGCUGCAGCUGCUGCAGGGCAGUUCCGUCACCCGGUGUAUGGCAAUGUCCCGAGGACUGUACCAGGUGUUAUUUCGGGAGCUGCUGCUGGGAGACCGGGAAUGCCGCCACCUGGGAUUGUUGGUGCUGGGGCCGGGGCUGCGAGCGUGCCGCCUCCUCCUCCUCCUCCUCCGGGGGCUGCGAUGCCUCCGCCACCGCCGGGGUUUAGGCCUGGGACUGCCCAGCGUUGA
This is a messenger RNA of Thermochaetoides thermophila DSM 1495, 930 nucleotides long. RefSeq lists its product as uncharacterized. The coding region runs from base 1 to 930 and encodes 309 amino acids. The record is from RefSeq and is a predicted model, not a curated record. The transcript has a single exon. NCBI's taxonomy places the organism in Eukaryota, Fungi, Ascomycota, Sordariomycetes, Sordariales, Chaetomiaceae.